AUGUCUCUCUCCACACGCACAGCGGUGAUCUCUCGCACAACCAACGAGACCAAAAUUCAAGUCUCGCUCUCCCUCGACGGCGGCCCCCUGCCCCCCUACGAGCCAACUACCCACUUCCCCGCCCCGGCAGACCCCCAAGAAGCCGAAGCCGCAAAGAAGGGCAUUGUGCCCCCCAAGGACGCCGGCCAUGCCACGCAAUUCACCCCAACCCAGCAAAUCACCAUCAGCACUGGCAUUGGGUUCCUCGACCACAUGCUGCACGCGCUGGCCAAGCACGGCGGUAUGAGUUUGGCUGUUCGCGCCAAGGGUGAUCUUUACAUUGAUGACCACCAUACAACAGAAGAUACAUUCCUCGCCGUCGGCGAAGCCUUCACAAAAGCCCUCGGCGCACGCCAAUCGCUAGAGCGCUUCGGCCGCGGUGACGCACCCCUCGACGAGGCACUCUCAUGGGCUGUUAUCGAUCUCUCAAGCCGACCAUGGGCUGUUAUUGACCUCGGCUUUAAGCGCGAGAAGAUUGGCGAUCUCAGCACUGAGAUGAUCACGCAUGGUUUGCAGAGCUUUGCCCAGGCUGCUGGUGUGACUUUGCAUGUUGGUUGCACUUAUGGUGAUAAUGAUCACCACCGGGCUGAGAGUGCGUUUAAGGCGCUUGCUGUUGCCAUUCGCACUGCUUGUAAGCGUCGGGUUGAGGGACAGGUUGGCGCUGGUGAUAUUGUUAGCACCAAGGGUGUCCUUUAA
This is a messenger RNA of Penicillium antarcticum, 735 nucleotides long. It is a transcript of the gene his3, whose product is annotated as imidazoleglycerol-phosphate dehydratase HIS3. Bases 1 to 735 code for a protein of 244 amino acids. Gene Ontology annotation, biological process: L-histidine biosynthetic process. Gene Ontology annotation, molecular function: imidazoleglycerol-phosphate dehydratase activity. Lineage: Eukaryota; Fungi; Ascomycota; Eurotiomycetes; Eurotiales; Aspergillaceae. The record is from RefSeq and is a predicted model, not a curated record. The transcript is spliced from 2 exons.